AUGCCAGAUAAUGUUGAAAUUGAAAAUUUUAUAUCUUAUGAACUUGUUAAACCAUCUGAUAAAUCAUUAGACAAUGAAAAUAUUAGUAAUGUUAAACAUAAUGAAUUAACAGGAAGAAAAGUUAAUGGAAUUGAAAUUCAUAAUUUAUUAGGUGAAGGAGGAUUUGGAUGUGUUUACAAAUGUACAAUGCAUAAACGUUCUGGUGAAACAAUAUCUGGUGCUUUUAAAGCUGAAUUAAAUAAAAAAGGUACAUCAACAUCAAAUGGUUUAGUUUAUGAAUGUAGUAUACUAAGAAAAUUAGAAGCUGAAGGAAAUAUGUAUCAUUUUACUAAUUUAUAUAUUAAUGGUCAACGUCCUUUAUUUUCAUAUAUGGUAUUACAACUUGUUGGACCUAAUUUAUAUGAUAUUUGCACAUAUUUACCAGAAGAAAAAUUUGAAUAUAAUACAUUUAUACGUGUUGCAUAUCAAACACUAGAAUCUGUACAAGCUUUACAUAAUAUUGGUUAUUUACAUAAUGAUUUAAAACCAGCAAACUUUACUAUUGGUGAUAAAAAUCAUGAAACUGAUGGUAUAAUAAUUUAUAUGCUUGAUUUUGGAUUAUCAAGAGAAUAUGGUAGUAAAGAGAAUCCUGUAAAAGUUGUUAAUAAAAAACCAAAAGUUGGUGUUGAAUAUACAGGAACAAUUUCACAUUGUAGUCCAAAUGCUCAUUUAAGAAAAGAACUUGGAAGAAGAGAUGAUAUGUAUGCUUGGGCUUUCUUAUCAAUGGACUUUUAUAAUGAAUUACCUUGGAGAGCUGUAGAUAAAGAUGAAGAUAUUGAAGAAAUGAAACUUAAAUGUACAUAUGAAACAUAUUGUAAAUUUCUUCCAAAAGGUUUUCAUUGUAUAUUAAAACAUAUUGAUGGUUUAGGAGUAUAUGAUAAACCAGAUUAUGAAAUGUGUUUUAAUGAAAUUAGCAAAUUAAUGAAAGAAGCUAAAAUAAAAAUGGAAGAUCCAUAUCAAUGGGAACAUCUACCGAUGGAAGCCAAGAAAUCUUUAAAUAUUCGAUUAGAACCAAGGAAAAAUAAUGCAAUAAAGAAACAUGUCAUAUCAAAAAAGAAAACAACCAAAGAUUUGGAAGGAAAAAAUAAAAAUUCAUCAAUUAAAAAUGUAAGUGUCAAAAAAGACCGUAACUUAGAAAAUCGUUCUGUUAAAAAAACUAAUGUAAGUUGUAAAAAUAAACAACAAAUGGUUGAUGGAAAAAAUAAAAAAGAUAAGCCUUCUUCUAAGGCAUGUCAAAAGGUUAAAGAAAAGAAGAACAAUAAGAAAUCAAAUAUUGGAUUGGAGGAAGAUACUAAUAAAAACAAAAUUUUAACUGAAGAAUUUUUAUCAUCUUGUGUUGGUGAGGCUAAUGAAGGUAUGGAAAAGAAAUUGACAACAUUUGAAACACAACUUAAAAAUAAAAUGGAAAAUAAUAAAAAACAAAUGAAUCAGAAAAAUAAUAAUCUAUAA
This is a messenger RNA of Strongyloides ratti, 1488 nucleotides long. RefSeq names its product Protein kinase domain and Serine/threonine-/dual specificity protein kinase, catalytic domain and Protein kinase-like domain-containing protein. Bases 1 to 1488 code for a protein of 495 amino acids. Gene Ontology annotation, biological process: signal transduction; peptidyl-serine phosphorylation. The transcript has a single exon. Gene Ontology annotation, cellular component: cytoplasm; nucleus. NCBI's taxonomy places the organism in Eukaryota, Metazoa, Nematoda, Chromadorea, Rhabditida, Strongyloididae. The record is from RefSeq and is a predicted model, not a curated record. Gene Ontology annotation, molecular function: protein serine/threonine kinase activity; ATP binding.